AUGGACCAGGGUAAUGGCUACGAAAAGGCGCUGAUCUCCUCCAAGGAGUGGGCCUGGGCCACCAAUCCUUCCAACUGGUAUGAUCAAGAGGUGCUUCGUCGUAUCGUUGCCUCCGACGGCGCGGAUGAUGCCCUAGCCCUCAUGGAUCUCCCCAAUCUACCCAAACGCUUGCAUGUCUCCCACGCGCCUGACACCCUGAUCUCAGCUCCAGGGACCUUGUCAGCACUGCCCCUCGAGAUCGUCUUCAAAAUCAUAGAUCACCUGAAUAUCAAGUCUGCAGAGCUCUUCAGUCAGACUUGUCGCAUGUCCCGAUACUUGCUCCAACAACACCCGUCCUACAAAGCCCUCGUGCAGUUCGCUAUGCCACUGCGAUAUUUGUACGAGAAGUGCGGGCUCGCGGAUUACAACAGCUUUUACGACCUUGGCAAAGAGUUGCAGUACCCAAAAUGUCGGUGCUGUGGUCACGAAGGCACGAAGCUCUAUUUGCCUUUCGGAGAACGUAUUUGCGGCAACUGCUCCGCUUACAACCCGGCUUUCUGGUGCAUAUCUAUCCGCGAUGCUAUGUCCAUCUUUUGCAUGAGUGACAGGCAGAUUCGAAAACUGCCCACCAUCAAAGCCAAAGAGCUCCUUUGGAAUCGCGGAAAUCUCCUAAGUCCUGUGCAGAUUGAUCGGGAUGGUCUCGUCUCCGCUAAAGCCGCUUUCCUCGCCGCAAUGGACAUUUGGGGCAACCGCGAGACCAUGUGUCGCUACGCCUCGGCCUAUGACAACGACUUUGAUUACAAUGAAACCUUUGAUCGUGAUAUGCUUGUUGCUGCCUAUUGGGUUCUCCGCAACAUCCAGAUCAAGACCCCCGACGACCCUACCCAACUCGACGGCCCCUCCAUCUUUUUGCCUCCACAGGUGUCCGACAUCACGAGCAUUCCCUUCCCCUGGAUCCCGAGGGGAAAUACCGAAGCCGAGCGCCGCUACAUGUGCCGAGGAUGUGAAUGGCUAAGUGACAAGAAUGGAGUAUCGCACACCCUGCUCGAGUAUUCGGGCAUCAACCCCAAAUUGCCCCAUGACAGGGUGAAACGUAUCCUCGCGGGUCGUCGUGAAAUGAUCUACACUUGGAAAGAUUUGAUGAUUCAUGUCCGAGGCUGUGCUGGAGCUGGAAUUCUGAUGCGUCGCUACUUUGUCGAGAGAGAUUAUGAGUGGGGUCCGCCCAAGAGGUCAUAA
Molecule: messenger RNA, 1215 nt
Organism: Penicillium brasilianum
Lineage: Eukaryota; Fungi; Ascomycota; Eurotiomycetes; Eurotiales; Aspergillaceae
Source: the annotation of a GenBank genome assembly